This is a messenger RNA of Anopheles merus, 1224 nucleotides long. Its product is annotated as trypsin beta-like. Gene Ontology annotation, biological process: proteolysis. The transcript has 3 exons. The coding region runs from base 61 to 1116 and encodes 351 amino acids. The record is from RefSeq and is a predicted model, not a curated record. Lineage: Eukaryota; Metazoa; Arthropoda; Insecta; Diptera; Culicidae. Gene Ontology annotation, molecular function: serine-type endopeptidase activity.
GAGCGACCAAACGCGCACCUCGCAGUCGCCAGCGUGCAUCGGGCCAAGAAAACACGGGCCAUGCGUUACGUUUCAGUGUGUUCCUCCGGUUGGGCGGUACUGCUCUGCAUUGCAGUGCUGCAGCUCAUUCCGGAUGGCACUGUGUGCCUGCACGCGAACCUAACCCUUCCGCAGCCGUUCAACGUGUCGGCGGAGGUGAAUCAUACCCUGCCCAGCAACAGUCUGCCACCGUUGGCAACGGUUGCCCCGGACAACUCCACGCCGAGCUGGAAUCCGAUCCCCCACUACCGUCAUGCACACUACGAUCCGGCCGGUAAGGUGCUGUGGUUCCCGCGCAUCAUCGGCGGUACGCUGGCAACGGUCGGCGAGUUCCCGGCCAUGGUGUCGCUGCAGCUGGUGCGCAAUUCGGCCCACGUUUGCGGCGGUACGCUGAUCACGAUGGGCCACGUAAUGACCGCUGCGCACUGUGUUACGAAUGUGCGGGGUGAUGCACAGCCGGCCUCUCAGUAUCAAGUAAUGGGUGACGACCUCUACGUGCUGCAAGCAAUGGCCAGCCCGUUGCGGCAGACGCGUCGCGUCAGCUCCAUCCACGUUCAUCCGAAGUACGACGCGUCGCUCUUCAUCAACGACGUGGCGAUCCUGCGCGUCGCGUCCGAGUUCCGCAAAACGGACACGUUUUUCCCCGGGAAGCGCAUCCAGAAGGCGCCCAUCUACGGCGAUCGCUGCAGCUUGGCCGGCUGGGGCGUUACGGACGAGCAGUCGAGGGCGACGAGCCCGAAUCUGCUGCGCAUCAACGUGGUGAUCAGCGACUUCGGCACGUGCAAUGCGGUGUUCGGCAAUCUGCUUACGCUCGGCAUGCUGUGCGCGGAGGCACCGGGCCGGGACGCUUGCCAGGGUGAUUCGGGCGGGGCAUUGCUGUGUGCUGGCGGGCGCGUAGCUGGCAUCGUAAGCUUCGGGGACGGGUGCGCCAAACCGGGUGUGCCGGGUGUGUACACCGACGUGGCGCACUACGAGAAGUGGAUCAACGGGGUGCUGCGAAACAGUGGCCAACGUUCGGUCGGAUAUCUGGCCGGGCUGGUCAUGUUUACCUGGGCUGUGAAGCACUUGCUGAGAUAGUGUGGUAGAGCGGGAGAGCGAUCACGUGAUGUAUUUAGCGUCUUAAAGAUAGGUGCGGGAAGGGAGAUAUCGGUAGAGAAUUAAAAGCGACUUUUGCUCACACCCAAA